Messenger RNA from Hydatigera taeniaeformis, 159 nucleotides. The record is from the annotation of a GenBank genome assembly. Lineage: Eukaryota; Metazoa; Platyhelminthes; Cestoda; Cyclophyllidea; Taeniidae.
AUGCGAUUGGUAGCUCAUCGUCAAACCGAGAACACAAAACCGGACGAAGGUGGUUCCACAAAAAGCGUAGUGGACAAGUCGCCAAAGAAGGAUGCCACUGUUUCGGAGUGGAACAGUAGUAAGGCUGAUGAAGAGGAGAAGACAAACAAGCAGGAGGAG